AUGGAUUCUCCAUCAUCACCACUAGUAUUAUAUCUAGGCGACGAUGAUGAUGAUGACAAUGAUAAUAAUUAUAAUUAUCAUAGACAAAAUUCGCAUGUUGAGUCAAACAUGUCUUUAUCUAAAGUAUCAUCUUCUAGUGAUAUGAAUAAUCGACGUAAAAAACGAAAAUUAACAAACACAAAUGUUCGUAUUGAUCCAUCGGUUGCCAAUUGGUCAAAACGUCAGCGCAAUGAUCAUUGCCAACAACAGCAAUCAUCACGAAACUUUAUUGAUGCUGAUUCUGAUCCUGAACCGAUUUUACUUGAUCCAGAUGAAUAUAUUAUUGAAGAACCUGAUCCACCUCAGUUCUGUUCUUUCGAUUGGACAAUAGAACAACAGCCACAACCAAAACCAAAACCACAGACACAAAUCCAGUCAAGACCACGACCACUACCUCCAUUACUACCUUCACAUUCGAUUCAAGCAACAAGAAUCUCAACUAUGUGCAAUUCAGCACAGCGUUCGUUUGCUAAACCAGAUAGCGUUCCAAUCGCAACCUCAAUUAAUCAUUUUGUUCAGCAACCAAGAAAAACGAUUGCUACUCCUGUAACAAAACCAUCCCAAACGCUUUCAUCAUUGUCUCUACCUAAACCAACAACAUCGUUUUGUCGACCAAACGUUCAACGUGGUCGACCGGUUAAGAAUUCUCGAAUUUCUUAUACAAACUCUACGUCACCUUCACUACCGAUACAUCGGCCAACAGAAAAAACAUUAAUGUCACCACCACAAAAACCUUCACAACCAUCAUCAUCAUCAUCAUCAUCAUUAUCAUCACCACCCUCCUCUACAAAUACAAUAAUAACUAGUUCGUCAAUAAAUGAUUCUACGCCAGCUGCACGUCGACAAAUACUCAAUGGUACAGGUCUAUUUUCAGCAUUUCACGAUUCUAAAUACUAUCAAUGUAAUAUAUGUAAAUUUAAAAGUGUAACAAGUUCAACUCUACUACAACAUUUGUUUACACAUAUGUUUUUCUGUGAUCAAUGUCCAUUUUAUACAUAUUCACACGUUAAUCUUUCUCAACAUAUGUUUGAAAAACAUAUUUGUAAUUUAAAUGAAAAUGCAAACGAUUUCGAAAACCCGAAAUCGUUCGAUCUACUUUAUGUAACACGUUGUUCCGAUGGGACAUUCGCUUUAUGCAUGGAUUCAUCGUCGCGUAAAGGAUCUACUAAUGAUCCACGACUUAUUAUAUCAUCAGCUACGCCGAGUAAUCAACAACAAAAUAAGCCAGCAAAGAAAAAAAAUUCUAAACAAAAAGAAUCAUCAAAUGAAGAUGAAAAUGAUGCGGCCGUUGUAUUGGGAAAAUCUCACACAGAUCAUCGACUAUUAAAACACUCGAAAGGAAAAGGAAAACAAAAUCAAACGUAUGUUUUAAUGAAACAUCGAAGAUGCUAUUUAAUGAAAAGAAAUUCUCGCUUGCAUUCAUUAACAUUAGAAUAUAACAUAUGUCGAGAGCAUACCAUUCGACAAAUGUGUCUCACACAAAAUAUAUUGAAACAAAGAAAAUUUUUAGCAAAAUUUCAUAGCACACGAUUUAUUGAUGAUAUUACAAUUUGCUUACGAACAAUUGUUAAUCAAAUUGUUAAUAGUGAAGAAAACAGUGAUCAAUCUUCUCCAAUAUGUACAUUACCAAAUAAUAUUCUCAGUUCUAUAUUAUCAUCUGAGAAUUUAAAAACUGUAACUGAUUCAUUGAAAUUAACUAACAAACAUGAACAAUAUAGAGAACAAAACGAGUUGUACGAGAAGGAGCAUGAUUUACAUGAAAGUCGUAAACAUAUUUUUAUAAUAUCAUCCCCGGAAAGAAAUAGUAAUGAUCAAUCAAUAAUAUCUUCGUUACAUUCGUCUUUAACAAAUGGCGAUUCAAUUUUUACACAAACUAAAAUUGAUAAAUCAUCGAUUCGUUAUGAUAAUACUCUUCGAUUUUUAAAAGGAAAUUCUAAUACAGCAUCAUCACAAUCGAAUAAUUCCACUAUGAUGAAGGUUCAAAAAAAGCAGCCUACAACAACUCAAGUAGCACCUCCAAAACUAAUUCCACUUCGUCCUGUUAUUCCAAAACCUUCAAGUAUUACACCAAACCGCCCUUUAGUACCACCCAUCAUCGAUAGAAAUAACAAUUCGGUGACGUCCUUAAAACCGAAAAUAUCAACAACAAAAAAUUCGAGUGUCAUUGUUCUUGAUUGA
Rotaria socialis is the source of this 2217-nucleotide messenger RNA. The record is from the annotation of a GenBank genome assembly. NCBI's taxonomy places the organism in Eukaryota, Metazoa, Rotifera, Eurotatoria, Philodinida, Philodinidae.